This is a messenger RNA of Gilbertella persicaria, 3025 nucleotides long. Its product is annotated as alginate lyase-domain-containing protein. Bases 228 to 2888 code for a protein of 886 amino acids. The record is from RefSeq and is a predicted model, not a curated record. Gene Ontology annotation, molecular function: lyase activity. NCBI's taxonomy places the organism in Eukaryota, Fungi, Mucoromycota, Mucoromycetes, Mucorales, Choanephoraceae. The transcript has 3 exons. Gene Ontology annotation, cellular component: periplasmic space.
AUCUUUCUUAAAAAAUGACGCAUCGCUUCAAGGCAGUAAAAUCAGAUUUCUUUGUUACAUUUUGGGCUCAUUUUAAAAGGGAGCAUAUACACUAUUUAAAUACGCUUCUUCUUUCCUUGUCUCCCCCAUACACACUAGUUUUGCCCCCUUAUUUAUAUUAUUUAUAUCCACCCCCUUCUGCCCCCCAAUAAAUAUACACAUAAAUAACAUAGGGUUAGAGCCAGAGGAUGUUACCACCUUUUUUGAAACACGAUGUAAAUAGCCACCCUUCUUCUUCUUCCGAAUACAUUACAAAACACAGAAAACCAAGUCAAACUCAUCUUGAAAUGUUAUCUCUUGACUUGGGUCCUUCUUCAUCUUCCUCAAAGAGAGACAAAGGCUUUUAUAACAACAGUAAAGACAAAAAGUAUACUGCCAGCACUGCUUCAGCAAGACGCUCUACUCUAUCAUUGCUACAGCACAAAUGGUUCAAGUUGUUUCUUGUUGUUGUAGGACUAUUGUUUAUCUUUGGCUAUAUUCCUUUCUUUCGGUUUAUUCGACAUGAUGCUAAGACACAUCCCAAUUGGAGCAUCAAAGAGAAUCCUUUACCUACAUCUGUUGAACGAGAUCAGAUCAUCCUUUACCGUAUUAUUGGUAAUGAUCUCCCACCGCGCCACAAAGAAGGCCAGACACUUUCCAAUCUACAGUUUAUUCUAGACCACGAACCCAGUUUCCCAAAGACACGCAAAAUCUUUCUGCUGAACCGCAUUAUUGACCCAGUCAACGAGGCCACUAUCAUUCGGUUACUUGAUUCGUAUAAUAUGGAGUAUAUUCGAGUGCCCUUUAUUCAACAAGAAUAUGAACAACUUGACUUUCAACUAGAAAAGUUCCCUGACGCAGACUUUCUUCAUUCUGAUGAUUAUCGUCGAUUCUCUAAAGUAUCUAAACUUCGAGCAUUGGAUUACACGUAUCAUACCAAGAACCUUUAUGCUAUGAAUAAUAACGGUGGACGUAAUACAGCCAUCGAGCAUGGACGUAGUAUACCCAAUGCAAGAUGGAUUAUGCCUUUUGAUGGUAACUGUUACUUGAGCAGAAAUGGGUUUGAGGAGAUCAGAUCACAGCUUGAGAAAUACGGUAAAGACACUAAAUAUUUUGUCGUGCCCAUGACGCGUCUUUUGAACAACUCUGUCCUGCUCAACAACCUUGAUGAACGGCCCAAGACACCAGAAGAACCACAAAUUAUAUUUCGAUAUGAUUCCACUGAAGAAUAUAACCUGAAUAUGCGUUAUGGUAGAAGAAGCAAGCUUGAAUUAUUGUGGCGCUUAGGUGCUCUUGAAAACAGAAGAUUAAACAGACCUACUGUACCUUGGGAACCUACAGAGCGUCCUUAUAGUAAAGAUAAGGGUAAUUUCAAGAAUAUUGGCUGGGUCUUUCGUUUGUUUUCUGGUAAUCCCUCUCAGGAAGAAAACAAAAAAGAAGCCUCUUCUAUUCGUGCCUUUAAUCGUUUGAUGGCCAUUCAAUCUUCCUUGGAUAGUUUGGAUGAAAACAUUGCUCGUACAAAAUUCCACCAUGACAAACUCUUUUUGUACAAUGAAAAAUCAAUGAAUCAAGUAAGAUAUGAUCGUUGGAUGAACAAUGGUGAAGUAGGUUUUGCUAUUGAACAAUUAGAGAAAAAGGCAGAUUUGAUAUUGGAAGAAAGCCAAAAGCGAUUAGCACCCAUUUCCUCUGCUACAGAUAAAGAAGAUGGGCUUCCCUUUGACACUGUGCCUGAAAAAGAUGAAUUGGGUCCUCUUUCUCAAAAUGUGACUAUUUUGACAAUGGCCAACUAUUUUACAGGCAAUGAAAAGUAUGGUCGUGGUGCUGCUAAUCUGAUUCGUGUACAUUUCCUGAACGAAUAUGCUGUUGAAGACGAAGACGAGUAUAACUCUGCACGUCGUAUUCCAGACGAUAGUCAUUUGCUUGACUUCUUAUCUGACCAAGGCUAUUACUUUCCUAGUCUAAGUCGCAUUUCUCAUGUCGUACCCAAGUAUAGCAACAACCGUAUCCUUAACACCUCUGAUUUGACCAAGACAGACGUAUCUUCUCUUCUGGACUGUAUACGUAUGCUUCGACACAUGCAGGCUUUAACUCACAAAGAAUACAUCGAUCUACAGGCAAUCACGGCAGAAUUUCUGGAAUACCUGGUAACUUCACCAACCGGUAUUCAUUUGGCUCAGAUGACAGAUCAUCGUGGCGUUUUGUACGACCUUCAGAUCACAGCGAUGGCAGCAUUUACAGAUGAUGUAAGACUGUUUUUGCGCGUAGCCAAUCGUUGUCGUAUGCGCAUUGGCAAACAGUUUAGAGAAGACGGUUCUCAGCCCUACGAAGAAAGUUCUACACGCGGUCGUCUAUUGUCUAGUAAUAUCGAGAUGGAUAAACAAGUCGAAUGGAGAGCCAUGCUUCACUAUGAAACAUUGAAUCUGCAGUAUUGGACCUUGCUCACAAGAGGUAUUCAAAAUGCGGGCAUUGCAAAGGAUAUCUGGCACUAUACAGCUGCUAAUCAGGGUCAAAUUUCGCAUUCUGUUGUGGCUCAUCUCAAGAAAAAUUCAGACGCUUUGCCUAGUUUGACUGCUGGGGAUGCUGCCUUUGUCAAGUCACGUUUACAGCCCUUGGCUUAUAUGGCACAGGCUGCCUUUAGUCAUAGUCACCAUGCAAAUACGCCAGUAGACCCAGCCGUAAAAGAAAGAACAGAAGCUGAUCGAAUUUGGAUGACAAAACAUUUGACUGAUUUUGGUGAAAGAUGGGAUUUGUUGGGUCAAGAACCAGGCCUUUUGGACAUUCAACAAGAUAUUGCUAAAUUAAUGUAUGACGAUGAAAUCAAAGGAAGACUUGGUAUUCCGCCUUUUUGGAUGCUUAGUUCUGCACCUUGAUUUUACCUGCUUUCUCUUUAUUUUUUCAUUUUUCUUAGACUUUUUACUUGUACACACAAUCACAUAUUUAUAUACAUGCAACAUAUAUACACAAACACACUCUUGCAAUAAAAAAAAAGACAUUUCUUAACAGAUUU